Messenger RNA from Hemicordylus capensis (graceful crag lizard), 911 nucleotides. RefSeq names its product mitotic-spindle organizing protein 2A-like. The coding region runs from base 112 to 714 and encodes 200 amino acids. The record is from RefSeq and is a predicted model, not a curated record. The transcript is spliced from 4 exons. NCBI's taxonomy places the organism in Eukaryota, Metazoa, Chordata, Lepidosauria, Squamata, Cordylidae. Gene Ontology annotation, cellular component: centrosome; spindle.
GGCAGAGCACGCUCGAUCCCAAGAUGCCUUGCGGCUGCGGAAUUAGACCAAGGGAAGGGACGUGAACGGUACGGCGUCUCUGGGCACCAGCGCCCGCGGGCGGCAGGAAUAAUGUCGGGCCGGGGACUGGAUGCAGCGGGGCCGGCCAAAGCGAGUACAAGCGGAGGCUCACGCGCUCGGCGAAAGGUCCUGACGACUGAAGAGGCGGAGCUUUUUGAGCUCGCGCAGGCCGCGGGGAGUGGUCUCGACCCGGAAGUGUUCAAGAUCCUGCUGGACCUUCUGCGCAUGAAUGUGGCACCCUUGGCUGUCUUUCAAAUGCUGCGCUCCAUGUGUGCCGGGCAAAGACUCGCUGGCACAGAAACUGUCCCUGAGUCAGCGCGAGAGCCCCCAUUUGUCUCUGCCAAGACCAGUAAAAUCCCUGCACCACUCUCAUUUUCCUCUGCCCUUCGACCUCCAAGAAUAAGAGUCACUAAGGCUGUGGUCUACAGUCCUGCUGCAGCUUGCUCGCCUAUCUCUCAAGGUCCCCCUGGCUCUUUCCAGUUUUCUUGCUGCCUGUUCUCUCCUUUUGCAGGGAGAACCAGAACUAGUUCUGCCACAACUGGAAAUCAAGCUCUGCCAGAUCACAGCAAUCGGGAAGGAUCUGUCCAACGAGUCCCUCGACAGCCAAGUGCCAGCAGACUGCAGAAGACUGGGUGUCCUGGGAAAAGUACAUAGAAGUUUGAAAAUAGAACAGUAAGAUUUGUAGUUUGAAACCAGUGAAAGAGAAACAUAGAGAAUACAACUGUUCAUGACUGAUCUGUAACGUUCCAAAAUGUUAUGCAGCUCAAAUCAAGAAAGCAAGUGCCAUUAAUAGGAUGAAAGUUGAUUGCAUCAUAAUAUUCAAACACACUAAUAAAGGAGAUUCUAAUGAA